Molecule: messenger RNA, 1197 nt
Organism: Gastrolobium bilobum
Lineage: Eukaryota; Viridiplantae; Streptophyta; Magnoliopsida; Fabales; Fabaceae
Exons: 3
Coding region: 1-1197 (398 amino acids)
Source: RefSeq, a predicted model, not a curated record
AUGACAAACAACAAUGAUGCUGACAAUCCACUCAUGGACACUAUUAUGACUCCAUUAUUCAACAGACCCAAUGCGAGCAUUGUUCAUCCUGAAAUGGGCAACAAUCAUUGGGAGCUCAAGUCCGAUAAUAUUCGACUGGUGGAGAGAGAGCAGUUUGGUGGAGAGGAUGAUGAAGACCGUCAUAGAUUCAUAAACAGAUUCCCGAUGAUCUGUGAUUCUACAAAACAUCCUCAAGUGUCUAAUCAUGCAGUUCGGCUGAGACUAUUUCCUUUUGCUCUUAAAGGAAAGGCUCUUAGUUGGUUGGAAAAGCAGCCUGCAGCAAGCAUCUCAACCUGGGAUGAUUUAUCACAGAAGUUCUUUGCUCAGUUCUUCUCGAUGGAGAAAAUCUUUUUCAAUGGUUGCAAACCUGAGAUUCGGAUGGUGCUAAAUGGUGCAGCAGGGGGCACUAUUAAAACUCUAAGAGCAAAUGAGACUCUUGAGUUGAUUGAGAGGAUGGCUGCCAACGAAAACCAAGCGUUGUCAUCCAAGGCUAAAAGAGGUAUUCUUAAACUGGAAGGCACUGAUGUGGUGAUGGCUGAAAAUAGUUUGUUAUCUCAGCAGGUAGCAAACUUGACAUCAAGGCUUGAUAAGAUGCAAUUUUCUAGCGUUCAAGCUCAAGCUGCAGCAGUUGUCUGUGAAUAUUGCAAGGAAGAUCAUGAAUCCAAUGAAUGUCCUACUCUGCUAGCCGAUGAUCCUCCUCAGCAGCCACCGCCAGUUCAACCGAAGGAACCUUCUGAGUUAGAGAAGCUAGUGGGACAAAUGGCCCAACACUCCAAUGCUUUUAUGGAAGAGACUCGGGCAAACACUAGAAACACACAAGCCUCUAUCAGAAAUUUGGAAAACCAGAUUGCUAAACAGAUGGCCGAAAGAACUCCAGGCACUUUCCCUAGCAAUAUAGUUACUAAUCUGAAGGAUGAUUUUAUGGCUAUAACUACAAGAAGUGGCAAGGUGGUGGCAGCUCCAACAAAGCCAACCGGAAAUGCGGACGCUAUUGGAAAAGGUAAGGAGGUAGAAGAAGAAGUGGUUAUUCCUUCUGAUGUUGAGACACCUGUUCAAAAAGGUGAGGAAGAGGAGCCACAAAUAACUGUUGCUGAGAAAAAGAAAUUCGAGCUGAAGCCAGAAUGUGAGAGCUAUGGCACCUUACCCAGAAAGGUUUAA